This is a messenger RNA of Coprinopsis cinerea okayama7#130, 1920 nucleotides long. RefSeq lists its product as hypothetical. The transcript has 8 exons. The record is from RefSeq and is a predicted model, not a curated record. Gene Ontology annotation, biological process: attachment of mitotic spindle microtubules to kinetochore. The coding region runs from base 1 to 1920 and encodes 639 amino acids. Gene Ontology annotation, cellular component: Ndc80 complex. Lineage: Eukaryota; Fungi; Basidiomycota; Agaricomycetes; Agaricales; Psathyrellaceae.
AUGGAUUCUGGUCGCCGCUCGACAAUACUUCAAGAAUCCCAUUAUGGACGCUCAAAUCUACCAAUGCCCUCGACGAUCAAGAAGUCGUCGACGUCGUCCAAGUCCAGAAUGUCCUUGGCUGGACCUGCGCUGCGUCCGCCACAAUUGGCACCACCGAGUACCAACCCUCGACAAUCAAUGGCUCGGUCACAGAAUCAUAACCCUCUGUUGAUGAGUGUGACGAAACAGAAUGUGGGGAGGACACCGUUGCAUAACGUUCAAAGACGAGGGUCAACAUGGACAGGAGGACCAGGGAUGCCUGCUCCUUCAGGGAGUCAAUCAGUCAAAGACCCGCGGCCUCUCCGAGAUAAACAGUACCAGGCCAAAAUGCGACAAGACAUCCUCGCGUACCUUCAAGCCAACGGUUUCGAAAUUACCAUGUCGACGCUAACGAACAUCCAGGGCAAAGACUACCGCACCAUAUUUGACUUCCUCCUCCUCACACUUGACCCAUAUCAUAUCCUCAACCAACCCCGGUUUGAAGACGAGUUUGUUCCCGCGUUGAAAGCACUUCGGUAUCCAUUUGCCCACCAGAUUGAUAAUAAAUGGUUGGCGGCGCCUGCAAGUAUGCAUUCGUGGCCAUCAUUACUUGGAGUACUGCAUUGGCUGGUAGAGAUGUGCAAGUUGCGGGACCACUACCUCAAUAGCCAACAUCCCACACUUCAAGACCCUGAAAUUAUACCAGACGAAUUUGACGAUCCUCUAGACCACGCCGCCCUAGCCUUUGACUACUUUGAACAAACAUACACGCUAUGGCUAGACCUGGUCGACGAGUUUGUCGAACCUAACCAGCAUCUGGAAGACCGUUAUGCCAAACGUAACAACGGUGUGCAAACGGAGCUAGAUGACCAGAUGAAACUGUUGGCGGAAGAGAAGGCUAGGCUGAAAAAACUGAAAGAAUCGGCGCCUCCGAUCGACAAGCUGACACAGAACAACGGCCUACUAAAGGCGGAUAGCGAAAAGUUCAACAAGAUUCUACAGCAAUAUGACUCCAGGAAGAAUAAACUGCGGAACACGAUUGCUGAACUCAAGAGUGACAUUCAGCGAGACGAGGAUCAUCUGGAGCGCCUAAACGGUGAACACGAAAGACUACUGGACAUUGUCAAGACUCAGAACUUGAGCCCUGAAGAGGUCAUCAAGAUGAACACGGAUCACGAGACGUUAUCGCGUACGAUACAGGAGCUGAAGCAGAAAAUUGCUGACACGCACAAGACCAUCAUGAAUCUGGAGGUCAGCGUCACCAACCGUGUAGCGGCUGCGGAAGAAGCCCUUGAUCUUUAUACCAACCUACUUUCCUCCUUGGAGCUCUUCCCCCCACUUCCCGCACCAUGGGAGUCCAUCGACCUUACCUUGGAACUAAAUUCGGCAGUUUCAAAUCCACAGCAAUUAUUGAUAGGAGCGGACAUUCGCAAGGUUAUCAAACCGACCCUGAAUGCUAUUGCGGAAUCCAAACGGAGCGAGCGCGCCUCGGUCCAGAAUGAACGGAUAAAGGUGGAUGAUGAGCUGGACCAGUUAACCUUGGAGUGUGAGAGCGUCGAAGAGGAUGUGGGAGAUGUCGAGAAGAAGGUCGAUGCGUUAAAUGAGCAGGCAGACGACAUCAGAGACGCUGCUACGCGAGAGGCACUCGUCGCAGGCCAGGAGACUGACCGCUUACAGCGCGACUUGACAGCCGCGCGGAAUGCGGCACUGUCGAAUGGCAUGGGUGUCAAAUCCCGUUUGCAAGCCCUAGAGUUCGAUUACCGGGAGCAGAUUGAGAAGAUUUCACGGUUGAAAGAGGAAACAGUCCGCGCUAUCCUCAAGAACAGUCACGAAAUCGCUAUGUUCAAGGAAGAAGUCUCGCGACAUCUACGAGAGUUACGAGAAUUCGCUGAGUCGGAUUGA